Colletotrichum lupini is the source of this 1101-nucleotide messenger RNA. RefSeq lists its product as uncharacterized. The transcript is spliced from 7 exons. The record is from RefSeq and is a predicted model, not a curated record. Lineage: Eukaryota; Fungi; Ascomycota; Sordariomycetes; Glomerellales; Glomerellaceae. The coding region runs from base 1 to 1101 and encodes 366 amino acids.
AUGUUCGCAGGGCAUCGAGUGCGAACCAAGGUUGUGAUACCGCAGCUUGCGCAGUACGGAUACUCAGUACUUCAUUGUUCAGCAAACUCCACAAUGCUAAGAGUUGGACACGGAGUAUGUGUAUUCCGCACCCACACCAGCCACUUCUGGCCCGGAGCUACUAUUAUUCCGGAAAUUUCUGGAGAAUGGAAGGUGCGUCCCGCCUUGGUCUCCUAUACCUUCCUCUGCUGCACCUUCCUCUGCUGCACCUUCCUCUGCUGCACCUUCCUCUGCUAUACCCUCUUUCCGAUACUGGCUGCUUCAGCUCUCUCCUUCCCCUUCUCCGCUCCUUCUUUCCUGUCUUGGUAUACUUUUGCCCAGGCGGCCUUCCGCGAGAUAUUCUGGGGAAAGAGGCUUGGAGACGGGAGGCAAGUACAAAAGUACAAAGUACAUGCAUGCGCCUUAGUCAUUCGCAGAAACAGGCAAGCACUGCGUCCUCUUGUGAAUCGACGCUACCGUUUUGUGGACCUCCUCCUCACCUUCCAAAGUUCCUUUCUUCAGACUCGAAUGAUUACGAUUAAUCCUUCGUAUCUCGCUUCAUCCACGUCCCCGAUACGCCUCAAGAUAUACGUCAACCGAUCAUGUUUCGUCCGUAUACUCGACCGUGUCGACAAACAAUCCCAGCACGCCGGUCCAGCAAUCGAGAAAGAACACAGUCUCGGAGAAGCCGUGCAUUGGGCUUCCGACCUGCACGUCAUGUUCGGAUCAUCCACCGGCCAAAAACAAUACCUAGGGAGCCAGGCAGCUGCUGUCGAGGUAAGCACUGGCAAGCAGGCCCGUGUCUCGCUGCCGCCCCCGGUCGAGUCAGCCGGCGUGGUAAUACCCAGCCCAGCGCCUCGCUUAGCGACCUACGCCGCUACGCUUCCCCCCGCCAGCAAUACUAUUCUGCGGCUUUGCCCCUCCCUCGGGUUUCUUCAGCAGUCCGAAUUCCGAUCCAUUUCAUUUCCUAUCCACGGUUCCUUGACCAGCUUCCAGAAAAUUACGACGUACCCAUCCCUUGCGGCUGCUCUUUCAGCUUGGAGGGGUGUCGCUACGUGUUACAGCGAGUAUACCCCGCCAUAA